AUGGAUCCUCUAUCGGUCACUGUCAGUAAAAUAGCCAUCACAGGUGCAAUCUGGACUUCUGGAAAAGGUAUUGCGUCAUUACGCAAGAGAAAUAAGUUGCACGAUGUUCUUCUGCAGAUCUCUUCGGUAGUUGAUGGUCUUAGACUUGCGCCUGCAGGUGAGGGGGAAACCUAUCGAUGCCGGACGACAGAGUGGAUACAGGAGCAGGUGAAAAAAGCAGAUGAGACUAUGAUAGAGCUCGACAGACUUGGUCAAAAAUGCUCCAAAGUGUCGAACUUGGGUCAAAUCGAGUGGCCGAGGCGGAGGUGGCUGCAAAAUCGGACGAAAGCAACGACCCUACUAUCAGAUGUCCAAUCGAUACGGGGAAAGCUGCUGAGCAGCUUGGCCAUUAUCAAUUUGUCCUCCACUAUCCGCCUAGAGAACUCCACCAGCGAAGUUGUGUUCAAUCAACAACAGGCUAGACAAAUAUUGUCCACUUUGAUGGGCCAAAUGACAGUACAAGGUUCACCGAUUCAAAAAGCACUAUCAGACAUUCAAGAUGUGACAGAGGAUCAUGGGGGAAACCGGUCGGAGAGUGGAUGUUCGGCCAAGCAAGCCGGCACACAGCCUGCCAACAUCCGAUGGAAAGCAAGCGGUGUUGAAGUCGGAAAACCUGAGACCUUACCCCCAACGACAACCGGGUUCCCUUGGGAUUCCCGGUUUGCAAAAGAUGGCCAGGUGGCUCACACAGGGAAGCAGUGCUCACUAUGGUGCAGCUGUGCCUGCCAUUCUCGGAAAACCUUUUUUGUGCCGUCGCCGUUUGGUACUGUCUCGGGUUCCCCGUCGGGCCUACCUCUGCUGACACGUCGUUGUGCUGAGCAUGCUUGCAAAUGCCCGACUGGUCCCUCUGGCAGUAUUGUCUAUCGAUUCCCUAGCUGGUUUUGGGGCCGUCUAUUUGAUAUAACGAUGAAAUUUAGCCCCCUCCAUGGCCCUGAAAUCAACAUCCGAUUCCCACGAGGGGUCAUGCCAUAG
Molecule: messenger RNA, 1011 nt
Organism: Letharia columbiana
Lineage: Eukaryota; Fungi; Ascomycota; Lecanoromycetes; Lecanorales; Parmeliaceae
Exons: 2
Coding region: 1-1011 (336 amino acids)
Source: RefSeq, a predicted model, not a curated record